UUAAAUUAUAUAGACUGGGUGGAAUCACCCCUGACAGGGCUGGCCAUAGUGUGUGUGUGUGUGUGUGUGUGUGUGUGUGUGUGUGUGCGCGCGUGUGUGUGUUUAGAAGCGACCGAGUGUGAAACUCAAUCCGUCCACCACCAAGGCCACGGAGGCUACGCCGGCCGGCAGAAUGCAGGAAAAGCCAGUCGGAAGAGACGGGGAAUUAAAGAGAAAGAAAAGUAGUAAGAUCAACAGUGCGGAGCAGAGAGUGUAUUUUAGGGAUGAGUGGGUGUUCGUAUAAACACAGAGAGUCGGGUGUAAUGAGACUUAUUUUCAACAGUUGUGACAACAUUAGCUUCAAACGCUCACUGUGGCGCCUUUGUGUGUUUGCCUGCUACCUUACGCUAUUUCCAAUGCUUGCAAAUGACUACUUUCAUAAGGCAAAAUUGGAGGCUUUUGACCUUGUCCUUGACUGCAUUGUGCAAAUAUUUAUGGCGUGAUUCAUAGUAAAAUCAUACGCAAGCGCUCAUCUGGUUUUCAGUGGCAUUCCAGUUUUCAUCAACUAAACUUCAUUAACACUAUUGGUGUGUCGGUCCUAUUGAUUUUGAGCACUUAAAUUACCUGGGAUCAAAAUUCCAGCUAGAACUUAUUACCUCUUUACCAGGCACAGUUUUAAACUGAAAUUAAACUUUCACAGAGAAUUAAAUGACGUUAAAUGUCAAAAGAACAAGAGCUCUAUUAUUUUUCUAUGAUAUCUGAUCGUAUGGUUUUCCAUUGUUUCUAAACAAAUAUAAAAAGAGUUAAAACAUAGUAUUUUAUCAUAUUAUGCUGUAGAGCAAUGGAUUUUAAAUAAAAUGUAAAAAAAAAAUGUAAAGACAUGAUGAUAUGUAGCGUUCUACGCUGGUCACUAGGUGUCAGUAAUGUUACUGUAAUGUUGGGUGAGACACACAAACACCAGACUUGAUCACCGGAACAACAGGCUUUUAUUGCAGGUUUGAAUUUUCUCACAACAGGCACAAUAACACUAAAACACGAGCUACUGUUGCGGCCAUAACCCACGCCAAGCUAAAAGUCAAAUCUGAACCCCUGACAUCACUUCCUGUCUGCUCCCAUUCAGAUACCGUACCUCUCAAACACAUUUCCAGCAACACACACGAGCAUGAGCCUUACUUACGUCUUAAGUGGCUUAUUUUCUCUUAUUAUGUCUACUAUUGUAUAUUGGGUAAUACCAGUGUAAAGGUGACUAUAGGGGUGUUACUUCAUGUCCAGAGGGCUCUAAUAAUGUGAAAAAUUGUAUUUAGAAAGUCUAACACAGAUUAUGUAUGCUUUACCUCGGGUGUAACGCUUCAAUUUGUAUCUUUGUAUCAGUAACUUUUUAGCCAAAUAUUCAACCAGUGUGACUGGUUAUACUGGAAAAUGCAGGUGAAGUUUUGUGUAAGGGAAUCAGGUAUAACUUCAUUAUGGAUAUAAACAAACAAGUAAACAACAAUUAAUGGCAAAUGCAUUCACAUUUUAUUUGAAUAAAGUGUAACCAACACUUCAGGUUGACAACAGGUUAACUAUUUUCAAUAUUCAAUACAUUUUCAAUAAAAGCACAAAAGAGGAACCAACAUUUCAACAGUAGGUUUACCUGCUACUUCUGCUUUUGUUUUUCAACAUAAAAAUAACACAGUAUUAACAUCAAUGUAAUGAGUAAUUGUCACAUACCCUUGAUUUGAGCAUGACGUCCAGCCAUCCGUUGUUUUCGUUACUCGUUCAGCUUGAAUGAAUGGCGGCUUCACGCCAGUCUUAAUAUUUUCAUCCAAUGCAGGGAUAACCUUUUCUGAGAAGUGUGGUCGCCUCGGAAUCUGGUACCGUGGCUCCUGAAUCAUUUCACAGAACUUCGGAUUUUCAACCAGACUGUAGAGUCGCAUAUCUUCAGCGGGAACGAGAGCACCCUCAACAACAACAACAUCACCCUCAUCCCGUUGUCCAGCUUCAACCACAUGCCCAAGCUGCGGACACUUCGUCUGCACUCCAACAACCUUCACUGUGACUGUCACCUGUCAUGGCUCUCUGAUUGGCUGCGGGCGAGGCGGGGCUUGGCGCCCUUCACGCAAUGCAUGGCCCCCGCCCACAUGAGGGGCCUGAAUGUCCCCGAUGUGCAGAAGAAGGAUUUUAUCUGCAGCGGCCCCGCCCACACCGAGCCAAGGACGUGUGCGCCCCUAGUGGCUGUGUGCCCGCCCAGCUGCAGCUGCAACAACAACAUUGUGGACUGCCGCCGCAAAAGUCUGACUGAAAUACCGGCCAACCUCCCAGAGGGCAUCGUGGAGAUUCGAUUGGAGCAGAACUUGAUCAAAAGCGUCCCGCCAGGAGCCUUUUCCUCCUACAAGAAGCUCAAGAGGAUAGACUUGAGUAAGAACCAGAUUUCCGACAUCGCCGCCGAUGCCUUCAGUGGCCUCCGCUCGCUCACCUCCCUGGUGCUUUAUGGCAACAAGAUCACAGAGCUGCCCAAAGGAUUGUUUGAAGGCCUGGUGUCCCUGCAGCUACUACUCUUGAACGCCAACAAGAUCAACUGUCUUCGCGUCAACACCUUCCAAGACUUGCACAACCUCAACCUGCUGUCGCUGUACGACAACAAGUUACAAACCAUCAGUAAAGGACUUUUCACGCCACUGCGAUCCAUCAAAACUCUUCAUCUGGCUCAGAAUCCCUUCAUGUGUGACUGCCACCUGAAGUGGCUGGCGGACUUCCUGUUUGACAACCCCAUCGAGACCAGCGGGGCGCGCUGCAGCCACCCCAGAAGGCUAGCCAACAAGCGCAUCAGCCAAGUUAAAGGCAAGAAGUUCCGAUGCACAGGUCAAGAGGAUUAUCGCAGCCGUCUGAGUGGCGAGUGUUUCCAGGACCUGGUUUGUCCCGAGAAAUGUCGCUGCGAGGGCACCGUGGUCGACUGUUCCAACCUGAAACUGACCCGCAUCCCCGCGCACAUCCCGGAACAUACCACAGAUCUGCGGCUCAACGACAACGAGAUCGGCAUACUGGAGGCCACGGGGACAUUUAAGAAGCUGCCUAACUUGAGGAAGAUCAACCUGAGCAACAACAAGCUUCGGGACAUCCGCGAGGGGGCUUUUGACGGAGCGUCUGGCGUCCUGGAGCUUCUACUGACAGGCAACAAGCUAACGGGACUGCAGGGACGAAUGUUCCGGGGCCUGACGGGCCUGAAAACUCUGAUGCUGCGGAGCAACCAGAUCAGCUGCAUUGACAACACAACUUUUACAGGCUUGAGCUCGGUGCGCCUGCUGUCGCUGUACGACAACCGGAUCUCCAGCAUCGCCCCGGGAGCCUUCGCCACUCUGCAUUCCCUCUCCACCAUUAACCUGCUGUCCAACCCAUACAUGUGUGACUGUCACUUGGCCUGGCUGGGUCAGUGGUUGAAGAAGACCAGAGUGGUGAGCGGAAACCCUCGCUGUCAGAGGCCGGCCUUCCUGAAGGAGAUCCCCAUCCAGGAUGUGGCAAACCCCGACUUUACAUGCGAUGGUGGCGAGGAUAACGGCUGUCUUCCUGCGUCUGGCUGCCCAGAUGUCUGCACAUGCUCAGACAACGUGGUGCGAUGCAGCAACAGAGGGCUGCACUCGCUGCCCAAGGGCAUUCCCAAGGACACAACGGAACUUUACCUGGAGGGAAAUAUGCUGACUUCUGUGCCCAAGGAGCUGGCGGCCCUGAAGCAUCUGUCACUGGUAGACCUGAGCAACAACAGCAUCAGCACAGUGGCCCCGUACACCUUUAGCAACAUGACACAACUGGCCACACUCAUCCUCAGCUACAACCAAAUUCGCUGCAUCACGGUCCACGCCUUCGACGGUCUCAAGUCGCUCCGCCUGCUCACUCUCCACGGCAACGACCUCUCCACAAUCCCCGAUGGAGCGUUCAACCAUCUCACCUCUUUAUCUCACCUUGCUCUUGGUGCAAACCCCUUGUACUGUAACUGCGAUCUGCGCUGGCUCUCCCAGUGGGUGAAGGCUGGCUUUAAAGAGCCCGGCAUUGCUCGAUGCAGCGGACCCCCCGACAUGGCUGACAGGCUGCUGCUCACAACACCGCUCAACAAAUUUCAGUGUAAAGGGCCAGUAGAUAUCAGUCUUGUGUCGAAGUGCGCCCCCUGCCUGGCCGAACCUUGCCAGAAUAACGGGACCUGUGUGUCUGAUGCGUCUGGAUCUUACCAAUGCACCUGUCCAUUUGGAUUCAAGGGUCAGGACUGUGAAACACCCAUGAAUGCCUGUGUUAGUUUCCCCUGCUUGAAUGGAGGAACGUGUCACCUUCAUCCUGGCCUUGAAGACCACUUCAGCUGUGUGUGUCCGCCGGGCUUCGAGGGCCAACGUUGUGAGUUCAACCCAGACGACUGCGAGGACAACGACUGCGAGAACAACUCCACCUGCGUCGACGGCGUCAACAACUACACCUGUGUCUGCCCGCCCAACUACAACGGCGACCUGUGCGAGGAGGUGCUUGACCCCUGCCUCCAUGGCUUCGACCCCUGCCAGCAUGAUUCAAAGUGCAUCCACGUCGGGCACAGUUACAGGUGUGAGUGCCUGCCAGGAUACGUGGGCCACUACUGCGAGCACGACUACAAUGACUGUCUGGAGAACAAGUGUCAACAUGGCGCCGAGUGCGUGGACGCCGUCAACGGCUACACGUGUGUCUGCAAGGAGGGCUUCAGCGGUCUGUUCUGCGAGAACCCGCCGCCCAUGAUCUUGCUGCAGACGAGCCCCUGCGACCAGACCGUUUGCCAAAACGGCGCCCAGUGCCUGCUGGUGGCCGGCGAGCCCGUCUGCCGCUGCAUGCCCGGUUUCUAUGGCAACAAGUGCGACAAGAUGGCCACCGUCCACUUCCUGGGGCGCGAGGCAUACGUGGAGCUUCCGGGUGCCAAGCUCCGUCCCACCGCGCAUAUUUCCUUCCAGGUGGCCACCGACAAAGACAACGGCAUUCUGCUGUAUAAGGAAGAUCACGACCCCCUGGCUUUGGAAUUGUACCAAGGACACAUACGACUCAUCUAUGACAUGGCCAAGUAUCCUCCCACUACAGUGUACAGCGUGGAGUCUGUCAAUGACGGGCUUUUCCACACGGUCGAGCUGUUGAUUCAGAACCACUCGCUCAGCCUGGUGGUGGAUGACGGCACCCCAAAGAGCCUGGGCAUGCUGGCACGGCAACCCUCCGUCGACCACAACACACAGCUCUACAUAGGAGGCGUGCCCUACCAGGUGGUGGCCUCCGGUCUACGGCCCAGCCCGGAACGUUCCCCUCAGUUCUUCAAUGGUUGCAUCCACAAUGUCCAAAUCAACGGGGAACCGCAAGACCUGAGUUACCAGGCAACAGGAGGCCGACCCGUGGAGGGAAAGGGUGAUGGCGUCCUGGUGGGCUGCCACUCUUGCAGCGUGUGCGCACAGGGGACGUGCAGAGAGGGCGGCGAGAUGGGCGUUACAUGUCAGUGCCCGCCGGGACGCAGCGGGACCUUGUGUGAGCAGACGACGGCACCCAGUCCCUGCCAGGACAGCAGAUGCGUUCACGGUGUGUGCGUGCCCAAGGGGGCGUCCUACAGCUGCCAGUGUAGCGAGAGCUACCAGGGCCAGUUCUGUGAGCUGCAGCAGGAGCCUCCGGCCUGCAGGGGGCAGCGCUGCGGGCACGGCGAGUGCAGGGUGUCGGAGGGCGGGGAGCCCGUCUGCAACUGUCUGCCUGGUUACACCGGACCGACCUGCGACACCGAGGUGACGUGCCAAGGUGAGAUGGUGCGUGAGCAGCUGAAGCGGCACCAGGCCAUGCGGACGUGCACGUCCACCAGCAGGAUCCCGCGCAUGGAUUGCCCCCGCUCGUGCCAGACGGCGGCGCCCCCGGGCGUCUGCUGCGGCGUGACCAAGACUCGAAGGAGGAAGGUGGUGUUCCGCUGCACUGACGGCACCUCGUACUCCGAGGAGAUGGAGACGGCCCUGGAGUGCGGCUGCGCCAGGUGCCCGUUGUAACGGCGCCUCGCUCGCACGCGGGCCGCCAUCUUGUGAAUUUUGGGGCUCUGUUGACAACUGUUGAUGAGCGCUGCCGCCAUUAUUAUUAUUAUUAACACCAUUUUUGUUUACACAUCCCGUUUGACGGCCGCCAGAUUGCUGCAGGAGAAACCACAAUGGGGACAUGUGUGUGUUUGUGUGCGUGUGUGCGCGCGCGCGUGUGUGUGUGUGUGUUGACAGAGAGAAAUAUAUUGUAAGAUACAAGGGAGGAAAAAAAGCAUAGAACUUAUUUUUAUUAUGGAUUUUCUUCUCUAAAAGAUGAUAAAGGACUGUUUAAAUAUGUUGAUUAUACAAUGUGUUACAUAGGAUGAAAAGUUAUUUUGUACCUUAUAAGAACAACAAAAUAGAUUAACAUUCCUUCAAAGUAUAAGAAUUUAUAUAUGUACGUGUAAAGCUAUAUAGAAAUUAUACCCUAAUCCCAUUCAUUGUGUAUUUUUCCAAGUGUAUUUGCAUGAUCUUUUUGUGCGGGGGUGGCCUUUGGACACUUCAGUUGAUGGCCACUAGGGGGAGAUCACGUUCAGCAAGGAGGGGGGGGAAAAAGCUAAUAUUUUGGCCUAAAAAGGGAACCGUAUGUGCCUCGCUAACCUGCUUUGGACACCAUCCUCACCUUAAAGACACUUUUCCACAGAGAUGUAUUUUUCUAGCAAGGAAUGUUGGUCCAUGAAGCUAAAAUCAACAAUGCCCAAGAAGUCAAGUAGUCGUAUAAGCGGCCUAGACGGUAUUCCAACUUACUGAAGACUUUUUUUUUUCAAGUGUAGACGGGAUUUGAUGAUAUAUAUUUCACAAUAUUUUGUGAAAUAUUUGCCAAUUUCCUCUAUUGUAUGUUUUUUAGGUUUUUUUGGUGGUAUGUAUUUUUUUUGAGUUUAUCGGCCAUUGUCGUUAGGACAGCUAAAACAGACAUUCCAUUCAAGCGUAGCCUGUUGCUCAGCCAUAAACAAAGUUUGUUUGGGUUGGGGUUUCUUUUGAUCGGAAUAUUUAGUGAAGUCAAUUUCUGUUUGUUUUUUUUUUAAUUGUAAUUUUUACGUGUCAAUUUAAAGGUCAUUGUUGUUCACACACCAUUUUCCAGAGUUGACUUUCUUCUGAUGUGUGAUUGGCUUAAACGGCCAUUCAGUUACAGGUUUGAGGGCCACCCGUUGAGUUGGCAUUCUUUUGAUAGAACAUCUUUUUUUAAGUAUUUUCUACAUCACUCACUGUGCAUCUCCACAUACAAUAUGUUGUUUUAAAGGAGGAAUGAGAAAAAAAAGUGUUGUUUUUUUUUAAAUCCAGUUACAAUUCUGAACUGUACGUAACCUUUAAGUAAACACAAACAGGAGAGCAAUAAACAAUAUUUUUUAUGUUUUAUAUGAAGACAAGAUCAUUAGCACCGGUUUCCAGGCUGGUCCGCCAGACCGCAAACUGUGGGUGAUGUGCGGUCACCAUGGCAACAAUAGAGGCAGGUUCUCUCCUGAUUACAAACCAGUGCACCAAAUGUCAGAUGCUUUUUUUGGAAGGUCAGUUGUUUCAUAUUGCUACUUUAAAAAUGCCAAAGCGAGCUGUGUGUGCCUUCAAUGGGUCACAUGUUAGAAUGUGCUCCAAAUGCCUAUUUCCUUCAUUCAAAACAUUGCUGCUGCUAAAUGUGGGAUGGACACAGCAAGGGGUUGUUAGGUGUCUUCUUUUUCAAAGACGUCAUCAGAGUCGCCUUCUUGUCCCAAAACUUUUGCAACUACCUUAACUCCACGACAUCAACAAAAGUCAACACCAAACUGCAGCGUCGGCAAAAAUCAGCUUCCUGUUGUUGAUUGACUUGCGGUUAUGAACUCAAGGCAUGUAAGCGGACUAACACGUAAUAUUAUUAACACUACUGUAUUCUUUAUUCUACUCUGUUUACAGUCAUGUACAAAGUAUUGGGACACUUUUCACUCGCAGUAUUAUCCUCAGUGUUACACAAACGCCUCACACGUUUGCACAACUAAGUCUAAAGCCUGAAGGAUCAACUUUUCAAUGUGAAGCCAAGACAAAAAAAAAAAAAUCAAACAUGAAAAAAACCAGUGAUUGAAAAUGUGGAUGCUUAUGUUGAAUGUUGAAAUUAAACUACCAUUGAAAUAU
Messenger RNA from Dunckerocampus dactyliophorus (ringed pipefish), 8096 nucleotides. RefSeq names its product slit homolog 3 (Drosophila) (gene slit3). Gene Ontology annotation, molecular function: calcium ion binding; Roundabout binding; heparin binding. The coding region runs from base 1968 to 5972 and encodes 1334 amino acids. NCBI's taxonomy places the organism in Eukaryota, Metazoa, Chordata, Actinopteri, Syngnathiformes, Syngnathidae. The transcript is spliced from 33 exons. Gene Ontology annotation, biological process: negative chemotaxis; axon guidance. The record is from RefSeq and is a predicted model, not a curated record.